Messenger RNA from Chinchilla lanigera (long-tailed chinchilla), 1663 nucleotides. RefSeq names its product melanoma-associated antigen 10-like. Bases 211 to 981 code for a protein of 256 amino acids. The record is from RefSeq and is a predicted model, not a curated record. Gene Ontology annotation, cellular component: nucleus. Lineage: Eukaryota; Metazoa; Chordata; Mammalia; Rodentia; Chinchillidae. Gene Ontology annotation, biological process: negative regulation of transcription by RNA polymerase II. The transcript is spliced from 3 exons.
CCUCACCGUCCCCUGAGAGGGUAUGUGAGCCUUGUACUGAGGGCUGCCCUGCAGUUUACAGGAGCAGAGAGAGGCCGAGAUCAGUUAACUCAAGGUAUCUGAAUCCUUAUCACCAAGUGCUUGCUGUCCCUAAGGGUACACAGCACAUUUUCCUGGCCAGAAGACACAGCUCAGAAUGCAUAGGGGAAGCCACCUUGUCCAAAGAAAGUCAUGAGGACUGCCAUGGCCUCCAGUCAGAGCAACCGAUCCAGUGAGCACUGCAUCCCUCAGGAGGAGGAUCUAUGGACCUCCCCAGACCUACUUGUCCUUCAGUUGCUGUGCCCUCUGUACCAAGAUAAGAAGCUAACUAAACUGGUGCCUAUCCUGCUCCACAAGUUUCAAAACAAGAAGCCUAUCACCAAGAGGGAAAUACAACAUAAUGUAGAACCCCGUCACCGCAGGGACUUCAUCCCAUUAUUCAAGGCAAUCUGUGAGUGCAUGUGUCUGGCCUUUGGCAUUGAUGUGCAGAAAGUGGAUUCCCAUAGCAAAAAAUAUGUCCUUUUGCCCAUCUUAGGCCUCACUUAUAAUGGGAUGCUGGGUGAUGAUUUGCAGAGCAUUUCCAAAAUCAACCUCCUGGUAGUCAUCCUUAUCAUCAUCUUCUGGAAGGGAAACCAUAUCAGCGAGGUGGAUUUAGGGGAAUUCCUGAGAAGAAGGGAAAUGUUACCUGAAAGGAAGUGCUUUGUUAUUGGGGAGCCCUGGGAAUUCAUCAAAAAGGAUUUGGUACAGCUGCAGUACCUGGAGUAUAGGCAGGUGCCCCAUAGUGAUCCUGCUCAGUACGAGUUCCUGUGGGGUCCAAGGACCCAUGCUGAAACCAGCAAGAUGAAAGUCCUAGAGCAUUUGGCCAAGGUGAACAGGCGCGAUCCCGGGUCCUACACACAUCUCUAUGCCGAGGCUUUGAGAGAGGAGCAAGAGGCUGCCCAUUCCUGUGCUAUGGGCCAGUGAAGGGGCAAGGUGCCAGGCAGACACAGGGAGUGCUCCUCAUCACAUGGCUGUCUUAGUUCCCACACCAUGUGAAAUGAGUCCCAUUCUUCAGUUCGUGUUUCUGGAUAUCACAUUUUUCUAAGUACUCGAGAGCCAGGUGAGAAAUAAAGUCCCAUGUACAUCAUCUCUAUGUCUGUACCAUAUGGAUGACUUCAAAAUAGACACAUAUAUUCCUUAUGAUAUUUGAACUGCUGCUCCUUUUCUGCAAUUUUGACAUCACUUGUAAAUGUUAUUUGAGUGAUGGUAGUGAUCACAUGUAUAUUUUUAAUUUGUGAUUUUGAAGAUUGAUUGUGAUAUCUAAUGUCAAUGUGAUUUUGUGUGGUAUUGAUCACACAGGAAUUUUGCUCUUCUUUCCAAAUGUAAGAGUCUGCUAUUUUGUCAAUCCAACUUGGAAAGUUUUCAUCUUAUUUUCAAGAACAUUCCAUAGAUUUUGGUAAGACUUUGCAUGGAAAUGUGAAAGAAGUUUACAUCAAGUUAAAUGGAGUACAGGAAUAGAUAUUGGGAUAAAAAUCCUUGGUCUCUUAUUUCCUCUUAAAUGUUGUCCUUUACUAUUAAAAUAUCUGAAUAACUGAGUAUGCUCAGUUUAUUUAAUUAUCUGAGAGAAAUGUACCAUCAAUAAAGAAUCCUUUCUUCUCACGGGCAC